UAUUUUUUUUUUCCAGAUUUAUUGCUAAACAUGGGUGCAUUUUUGGAUAAACCCAAAACUGAAAAACAUAAUGCUCAUGGUGCUGGGAAUGGUUUACGUUAUGGCCUGAGCAGCAUGCAAGGAUGGAGAGUAGAAAUGGAAGAUGCACACACAGCUGUUGUAGGUAUUCCUCACGGCUUGGAAGACUGGUCAUUUUUUGCAGUUUAUGAUGGUCAUGCUGGAUCCCGAGUGGCAAAUUACUGCUCAACACAUUUAUUAGAACACAUCACUACUAACGAAGACUUUAGGGCAGCUGGAAAAUCAGGAUCUGCUCUUGAGCUUUCAGUGGAAAAUGUUAAGAAUGGUAUCAGAACUGGAUUUUUGAAAAUUGAUGAAUACAUGCGUAACUUUUCAGACCUCAGAAAUGGGAUGGACAGGAGUGGUUCAACUGCAGUGGGAGUUAUGAUUUCACCUAAGCAUAUCUACUUUAUCAACUGUGGUGAUUCACGUGCUGUUCUGUAUAGGAAUGGACAAGUCUGCUUUUCUACCCAGGAUCACAAACCUUGCAAUCCAAGGGAAAAGGAGCGAAUCCAAAAUGCAGGAGGCAGCGUGAUGAUACAGCGUGUUAAUGGUUCAUUAGCAGUGUCUCGUGCUCUGGGGGACUAUGAUUACAAGUGUGUUGAUGGCAAGGGCCCGACAGAACAACUUGUUUCUCCAGAGCCUGAGGUUUAUGAAAUUUUAAGAGCAGAAGAGGAUGAAUUUAUCAUCUUGGCUUGUGAUGGGAUCUGGGAUGUUAUGAGUAAUGAGGAGCUCUGUGAAUUUGUUAAAUCUAGGCUUGAGGUAUCUGAUGACCUGGAAAAUGUGUGCAAUUGGGUAGUGGACACUUGUUUACAUAAGGGAAGUCGAGAUAACAUGAGUAUUGUACUAGUUUGCUUUUCAAAUGCUCCCAAGGUCUCAGAUGAAGCGGUGAAAAAAGAUUCAGAGUUGGAUAAGCACUUGGAAUCACGGGUUGAAGAGAUUAUGGAGAAGUCUGGCGAGGAAGGAAUGCCUGAUCUUGCCCAUGUCAUGCGCAUCUUGUCUGCAGAAAAUAUCCCAAAUUUGCCUCCUGGGGGAGGUCUUGCUGGCAAGCGCAAUGUAAUUGAAGCUGUUUAUAGUAGACUGAAUCCGCAUAGAGAAAGUGAUGGGGGUGCUGGAGAUCUAGAAGACCCAUGGUAGCCUUAAAAACCUUCUAAAAUGCUUUUGAUUCUGAAAAUUGGGGGAAAAAAACUUUUAAUCACAAUUUUCUUCAAUACAAGGGGAAAAUAUUCUUGCGGAUUCCCAACGUUUUGUGAUAUGAGCAGAAAAUCAUUAGCAUUUCCCAUCAUUUGUUCAUAUUUGUGUUUUCUGACAGUUGCCACUUGUAGCGUUGCCUGUACUACAGUAUUUUUUGCCAACCUCAGGCAUACUCAUUACAUCUGUAUUGAACUUUUGGCCCUAGAAACCAGUGGAGUUAUUUCACCACAAAUCAGCAAUGUGCCUGAGGUGCAUGGGAAAUAUAGUUAGCUAUACUCUGAAAAUACAUUAUGUUUUUUUCUUUAAACAAAACACACAACAUGUAAGCAUGUAAGAGUAAAGAAUUGUAUAUGUUCCUUUUUUCAGUUCACCAAGUUGGAAGCCUUUUGCAGCUCUGUGGCUUGGAAUUUCAUUUGAGCAAUUUCUAUAGGAUAUGUAUUUAUUAUUGAUUGUUAUUUAAUUUUUUUCCAAUUUUACCUGUAUUACCAAACUGGGUUCUCCAAUAAUGUCCAAAUUGUAAUGUUGCCUUGCUUCAAGAUAAAGUGUAUUUGGGAUUAAUAUUAUAAACCCUUACAAAUUUUAUGCAUGUAUCUACUGUAUCCUUCAACUCUCUCUAGAAAAUCUUUUGAAACCAAAUGGAUUAAUUUAUGGCUAUUUAUAAUUUGCUUUGACAUUUCACUGUUGGAAAUUUUUUAAAGAUGAGAUUUGUCUUUAUAAUGUAAAUUGUGAUUUUUGUUUUACAUGUGGGUUUCUAUAGUUUUAAUUUUUUCAGCUUUUAAGAUACAAGUUUUGUGUAAUUUGGUAUUUUUAAUCAUUUAUGUUAUUUUAAAAGCUCAGAAUAUCACAUUGAAAUUACUAUAAAUACAUUUAAAAUUAUCUAUUUUAGAUCUAAGGAAAUAUUACAGAGAUAUUUUCAUGGGUUCAGUAACCUUUCAUUUUAUAACAUUGGGCACGGUACAGUGUGGCUGUCACAUAAGGUACUUGAAGAUUUAUUAGUUUAAUUCUAUUUUUACAGUAACCUUGAAUUCUUCUGAGUUUUGCAUGUAUUAAAUUCAAUUAAUGCUGAACAUGAAGAGUAAAGUGUUUAUCUGAAAGAAGUUACUGGGUUAGGAGAAGUAAUGAAUGUAUCCAUUUGUACAUGGUUUACAUGUUGUGGAUGCUUUGUAAACAUUUUCCUAUAUGUUUAAAUUGUGUUUCAGCAGGAUGUAAUUGCCCUUGUGUAUAGUUAAAAUGAGUCAUCAUCUGGUCCUGUGUGAAAUGGAAUUCAUGGUAUUUUCUGUAACAUUUUCCUGAAGCUGUUUCUGGAGAGCCACACAUUUUAAACAGACAGCUUUCCUGAUCAUUUGAUUUAUUGUGCACCUGAUUUUUGGUUUAAAAGGAAUUAUUGCCACAAUAUAUUUUAUUUAUUCUUUAGAUUUUAGCCUUGUAAGUUAAAGUGCUUUACAUGAUGAUGUGAAAAGCUGUUUGUCCCUUUACUGGGUUUGGGGGGUUGUUAAAAGAUAGGGAAUGAAGAAUGCAAAAUGGUUUAUUGUUCAAACUGUCCACUCUGAUCCAACCCUGUACUGAUAGUACUUUCCAGUAUGAUAUUGUGAUGUUUCAUACAAUGCAGUGAACAUAACCAACUUGUUACCUAAAUAAAGAAUUGAUAAAAACAGUGUGACAUAUUA
Piliocolobus tephrosceles (Ugandan red Colobus) is the source of this 2918-nucleotide messenger RNA. It is a transcript of the gene PPM1B, whose product is annotated as protein phosphatase, Mg2+/Mn2+ dependent 1B. Gene Ontology annotation, molecular function: magnesium ion binding; manganese ion binding; protein serine/threonine phosphatase activity. Lineage: Eukaryota; Metazoa; Chordata; Mammalia; Primates; Cercopithecidae. The record is from RefSeq and is a predicted model, not a curated record. The coding region runs from base 31 to 1194 and encodes 387 amino acids. Gene Ontology annotation, biological process: protein dephosphorylation. The transcript is spliced from 5 exons.